Messenger RNA from Penicillium lagena, 492 nucleotides. RefSeq names its product RpiB/LacA/LacB family sugar-phosphate isomerase. Lineage: Eukaryota; Fungi; Ascomycota; Eurotiomycetes; Eurotiales; Aspergillaceae. Gene Ontology annotation, cellular component: intracellular anatomical structure. Bases 1 to 492 code for a protein of 163 amino acids. Gene Ontology annotation, biological process: carbohydrate metabolic process. The record is from RefSeq and is a predicted model, not a curated record. The transcript has a single exon. Gene Ontology annotation, molecular function: isomerase activity.
AUGACUGCCGAUCUCCAACCCAUCCGCAUCGUCAUGGCCUGCGACGAGGCCGGCGUGCCCCUCAAGGACGCCGUCAAGGCCCACCUGGAGAAGAACCCCCUGGUAGCCUCCAUCAUCGAUGUGGGCGUCAACUCCGCCUCCGACAAGACCGCCUACCCCCACCCGGCCGUCGAGGGUGCCAAGGUUAUCGUCGAGGGCAAGGCCGAUCGUGGCCUGUUCAUCUGCGGCACGGGUCUGGGCGUCGCCAUCGCCGCCAACAAGGUGCCCGGCAUCCGCGCCGUGACGGCCCACGACCCCUUCUCCGUUGAGCGCUCCAUCCUGAGCAACAACUGCCAGGUUCUGUGCAUGGGUCAGCGCGUCAUUGGCGUUGAGCUCGCUAAGAAGCUCGCUGCGGACUGGCUGAACUAUCGCUUCGACCCGAAGAGCGCUUCUGCCGCUAAGGUCCAGGCUAUCACCGACUACGAGAACCAGUUCCGCGCUGCUGCUGCUUAA